GCUCGUAGCGCGUCUGCAAGUUGUCGCCAUCAUAUGAAGCUAACUGUGUAGCAGCUACUAGCUCUCAGGUCUUUUUGCGGAUACAAAGCCAGUGAGCCCAGCUAGCCCGUCUUUGCUCCGUGUGCCAAGCUUCCCUGGAGCUGCCGAGAUGUUAUUAAGCAGUGAACGCGUCUUCGCACCGUGCUUUAGUUGUGUUUAUCAGAUUAGCUCACAUUAGCGGGGGGCUGGAGUCUUGAGGAGCAAACCAAGGGGCGGUGGGCUGGCUAGUUAGCUGGUUAGCAAGGAGGAGGAGGAGGAGGGGGGGGAAACAUCGGUGCAGGUUUAAAGUGAAUAAAACGCCGUAGCGUAGUCGCAAGGUAGCGUUUCGCUGCUGUUGUUAAGUUUGGCGACGUGUCGUAAAUAAGAGGCUAACGCCGCGACAAAGACUCGCUGCAACGCAACCGAGAAACGAGGAGGAUUUACAAGCCACAACAAAGCUACGUAUCCGGCUGGGGUUGCUCUACCGAGGUGGGAGUCUGUUAAACUGGAGCCGGCUUCGUCUCAUCUCACGUCGUUAACACCAGGCUGCUGGGCCUGACAGCCGAGAGGAGGAUGUCCGAGGGUGAGAACAAGCAGGGCCCGGACCCUGUCCAGGACGGGAAGCCGGAGUCCGCUGCGCCCACGGGUCAAGGAGUGUCCUCCGUGUCUCCCCCGGUGUCCACGGUGGCGACCCAGCCUCCUCCUGCCACCGCAGCCACGGAGGAUGAGGAAGAGGAGAGCGAGGAUGAGUCAGAGAUUUUGGAGGAAAGCCCGUGUGGACGCUGGCAGAAGCGCAGAGAAGAGGUGAAUCAGCGCAACGUCCCCGGGAUCGAUAAUGCUUACUUGGCCAUGGACACAGAGGAAGGAGUUGAGGUGGUGUGGAAUGAGGUCAUGUUCUCGGAAAGGAAAAAUUUCAAACUACAAGAGGAAAAAGUCAAAGCGGUGUUUGACAAUUUGAUCCAGCUGGAGCAUUUGAACAUUGUGAAGUUCCACAAGUACUGGGCAGACGUCAAAGAGAACAGAGCGAGGGUUAUUUUCAUCACUGAAUACAUGUCCUCUGGAAGCCUCAAGCAGUUUUUGAAAAAGACAAAGAAAAACCACAAGACCAUGAAUGAAAAGGCCUGGAAGCGCUGGUGCACACAGAUCUUAUCUGCUCUCAGCUACCUGCACUCCUGUGAUCCUCCCAUCAUUCAUGGAAACCUGACCUGUGACACCAUCUUCAUCCAGCACAAUGGCCUCAUCAAGAUCGGCUCAGUCGCUCCAGACACGAUCAAUAACCAUGUGAAAACCUGCCGAGAAGAGCAGAAGAGCCUUCACUUCUUCGCUCCAGAAUACGGAGCCGUUGCCAAUGUCACCACAGCCGUGGAUAUCUAUUCCUUUGGAAUGUGCGCCUUAGAGAUGGCUGUGUUGGAAAUCCAGAGUAAUGGAGAUUCGUCUUAUGUGUCCCAAGAAGCCAUAAACAGUGCCAUUCAGUCCCUAGAGGACCCACUGCAACGGGAAUUUAUCCAGAAGUGUCUGGCGGUAGACCCCAAUAAACGACCCACAGCCAGGGAGCUGUUGUUUCACCAGGCCUUGUUUGAGGUGCCAUUGCUCAAGCUGCUGGCUGCGCACUGCAUCGUCAGCCACCAGCGUGAGUCAGAAAACACACACACUAAAUACAUGAUUCCUGAAAAUGCUUUAGAGGAGAUGACGAAGAACAUGGACCCAAACCUGGUAAUUGUUGAGGCCAAAGAUGGAGUUCAGAUGAAACUGUCCCAGUUUCCUGCUCUGGAGCUGGACAAGUUCCUGGAAGACGUAAGGAACGGGAUCUACCCUCUGACGGCGUUUGGGAUACCGUGUCCACAGCAGCCUCAGCAGGAGACCGUGAAGUCGCCCAUAGUUCCCCCCUCAGUCAAAACACCGACUCCCGAACCUGCAGAGCUCGAGACGAGGAAGGUCCUUCAGAUGCAGUGUAAUAUAGAGCCCGUCGAUGAGGGCGCCAAGCAUCACCUGACCUUGCUGUUGAAGCUCGAGGAUAAACUGAACAGGCAUUUGAGCUGUGAUUUGUUACCAAAUGAGAACGUGCAGGAGCUGUCAGUGGAGCUCGUUCAGCUGGGGUUCAUCAGUGAGGGCGACCAGCCGCGACUCGCUUCCGUUCUCGAAGAGGCCUUCUCCAAGUUCUACAGCCGGAACGGUUCGCUCAAUCCGGUGACAGUUUCCUCAUAGCGGAGGACUCGGCAGGCCUUCUUUCGUCCCUCCUCGUCCUCUACAACAGGACUAGCUUUUGCUCCGAGUUACAGGAAAGCUUUGCGAGGACAGAGGAGGAAGCCUUGGUCUGAUUGCAGAUCCUGCAGCCUGUCCUUGUAUCUUCUGGUGGGAAAAAAAAAAAAAAAAAAGCUGCCACUAAGUGGUUGUCGCUUUCAGUAUCUCUUUUUUUUCCCCCCCUACGUACCACCCAGUACAGCCAUCUGCUUCUCUUUUAAAAGAGGAAAUCCUAGUUUAAACAUAAUGGAAAAUACAGAUGUUUUCACAGUUUGGCUCGUUUCUUCCAGGUGUGAGGUAAUAAAGAAAAUAAAUGGUGGAGGUAAGAAAACUACAACGGAUAACAGCAGUAUUUUCCUUAAGUCAGUGUUAAAAUUGUAUUUUAAACAUUUUUACUUCAAUCUGUUAAAUAGUUGUCUGUGUGAAAAGAGAGAGGAAAAAUAAGAAAACCUGGCAGUGUGUGUGUAUAAUAUGGUGUUGUGAGGUUACGUCUGGUUGUCUGGUCCUUUUAACUUUCUCUCGAGCAGCGACUGAGGCGACUUCUCACCUUGUAUCAUUUUUUUUUUUUUUUUGAGGACGAAGAAGAGGUAAUGCAUCAACUCUUAACGUGUACAAUGUAGAAGGAAUCAAACUUGCAGCACAAUCUGAUGAGCUAUGGAUAAAAUAUACAAAACAAAAACAACUCAACCUAUUCGUGUAUCUUUUCCUGGGUGUUUAACGUAAGUCACUUCCAGCACUAAGGCCGGUGUUUGAAUGUAAGCUUUCUCUUGCUCCAUCUUCCAUGACAAAAGGGGUGUUGUCAUUUGACCGUGGUCCAACUACUACAAGUAGAUAAUUGCAGCUCUUACAAAUCAGGGUUAGGUUAGUAAAGAAAGUAAGAAAGUUGGCUUUCGGUGGUUUGGUUAGAUUUUGGCAUUAUAGCACGUGAUGGAUAAUCGUGAACAGGCUUGAUAAGUUACAAAGUGAUGCAUGUGGCCACGUUGCUUCUAGUUCAGUUUUGUUUUUUUUAGAAUCAGUUAUUUAUCUUGCUGAAAGUUUAGUUUUCUUAGGCCCCGUCAACAUUUAGAUUUUAUGGCUCUGAAGCAUUCGUUUCCUUCGUGGCUGUGCUUCUGUGGCUCUCAGACCAUUCUUAUCUGUUAACUGUUUGGGGAUCUCUCUCUGCUAGUUUGCACAAAUGUACUCUCUCUGUGUCCUGUUGGAAAUGUCCUGUGGCCUCUGGCUUGUGCACACCAACAGGAGGAACGUAGGUGAUUUGGAAAUGGUGUCAUUGAAGAUUCGGUCGUCAGUCUCGUCUUCUCUGCUGUGACUACCUUGUGACAGGGUCUGUAGAUAACCGCAAGAUACAAGCGUGAGGACUGUCUGAGCAUGCUUGUAACCAUCCUGUGCACUGUAUGUUGGACACUGUGCUGUUUCUGCAAUGCAUUUACCCUCUUUUUUUUUUCACUUCCUAAAAUAAAAAGAAAUACACUAUCAGCACUUCA
Molecule: messenger RNA, 3740 nt
Organism: Mugil cephalus (flathead mullet)
Lineage: Eukaryota; Metazoa; Chordata; Actinopteri; Mugiliformes; Mugilidae
Gene: nrbp1
Product: nuclear receptor binding protein 1
Exons: 18
Coding region: 592-2223 (543 amino acids)
Biological process (GO): intracellular signal transduction; endoplasmic reticulum to Golgi vesicle-mediated transport; protein phosphorylation
Cellular component (GO): cytoplasm; endomembrane system
Molecular function (GO): protein kinase activity; ATP binding
Source: RefSeq, a predicted model, not a curated record